AUGGAGGUGCUCACGCGACCUGCGGGAUCUCUGCAGAGCGAACUACGCGUCAUUUCCGAUUCGUCAAUGACCAUGACUCUACCUUUACCAUCAUCAUUUCUUCGGACGCGUGGUAAACCAUCUACUACUACAAUCCAGUCCACCAUUGAUGUCGAAAAUACUGUCACAUCAGUAGACAAGUCUUGGGAGGAGCGUGAUUGGGAAACUGCAGAUAUAUCAUUAGUAAAUGCAUCAGAAAUCGACCAAAAUGGCGACGAAUGGGAGGAAGAGACAACGCCUGACCUACCUGAUCAUUUCCCAAGACUAAUUGUUAACCUUACAAAAGUGCAGCGUCACCAUUUUCCUGCGUCCAAAGAGGAGGAGAAUACAUCAGAUAUAAUGGAAGUUUUUCACCGCGUCAAAAAUGCAUUGCAGCAACAUUUCACCCAAUUGGCUGAAGGGCUUUUUGAACAGAAGUUGUGUUUUCAUUGUACAUACGGCACCACACGGACGAUGCUGAACAAUCUACAUACGGUGUACCCGGACGAUACGUUUGCUAUGAUAGACUAUCCGUUAGAAAUUGAUUCGAUUCCACUGCGCGAGUAUCUUCAUAUAUUGUUUUAUCCGUCCAAAUGGAAGAGUGUCGAGUACUUAAAAGAUUGUUUGCGGCAAUGUUCUCGAGAUAUAAAGUGGAAAAGAGAUGUGAUUCUCGAGCUGGAAUUGCUCGCAGAAAGUGAAUUUUUGCAAUAUGAAGAAAAGCUGCAUCGACUUAGUGAUGAAAUUGACGAGCUCACUCGCUUACGCGAUUCAUUUCGUGAAAAACUCGUCAAAUUGACGAAACCAGGAAGUAAGGCAAAUAAUCAAUGCAUGAUGCUUCGAAGAUUGGAGGAUAUUGAAUUACGGUUGGUGACAUUAUUGAAUGAGUAUUUAAAAGAGCCUGAAUUAGAAGAGACGGAGUAUCAUAACGCGUGUGGCAAUCCAGGUGGUGAGGGUGGCAUUCAAGCGGGCAUGAAUGUACUGGACAUGGUUAUCGCCAUGAUAUUUUGUCGCCUUCCUCGUGAUUUCUGUCAGCACAUGACCGCAGAAGACCAUUUUCAGAUGCUUUUUGAUUACCAUAUACAUAUUCUACGCCUAUGGAAAAAGGACUUUGGACGUCUUCCUCCGCAUACUCGAGCUGCACCAAAGCAUCUUGAUUGUUCAGAUUCAGACUUUGCUCAAAAGGAGUGCCAAGAGCAAGUUGUUCCAGACGAAUCCGAUCAGAGUCUUGAAGAGCAGACUGAGGCGUUUUCUUCCUUUUGCCGAGUUGACGAUGAUAAAAUCUCGGAUGAUAGUACAUCUGUUAGAACAGAGGAUGAUUGGGAAUGUGUGAAUUUCAAAGAAAAUGAUAAUUGCUCUGAAAAGCGGCAUGAAGAUGACGUUUCCGACCAUGUUGAUUUGGAUGGGUAUGGUGCCGAUUAUGAUAGCAAUGAUAGCGAAGACGAGCGCACUACAGAGCAAGUUCAAUUUACUGAGCAAUCAAAGAGUAAAGAAGUAGUAAAAGUCUCUACUCGGUCACACCGGAGACACAUCAAGCGUACAAGUAAGCGCUCAAAGCAACGACGAAAAGUGAAUUCAGAACGACACAGUAGUAAGCAAGAACAUGGAGAAGUGUCAUUUGAACCAUUUGCUUGUAUUGGGGCAUCUUCGUGA
Plasmopara halstedii is the source of this 1668-nucleotide messenger RNA. RefSeq lists its product as uncharacterized. Bases 1 to 1668 code for a protein of 555 amino acids. Lineage: Eukaryota; Oomycota; Peronosporomycetes; Peronosporales; Peronosporaceae. The transcript is spliced from 4 exons. The record is from RefSeq and is a predicted model, not a curated record.